CUUCUCCCGAACGCAAAGGUCAAGGUAACAUUUGCGGGACAUCCCUACCUCGCUGCUUGACAAGUUUGUUAUCGCGGAGUUGCUUUUAGUCUGUCACGAUGGCAAGUUCUGAAAAACAGAGGAAUAUCAUUGUUGCUAUUGACGGCAGCGAUUCUGCAGACUUUGCACUUGAUUGGUACUGCAAGCAUGUCCACCAGAAGCAUGACCACGUGGUGCUGGUGCACUGUCCAGAGCUCAACGGGAUGCUGCACUCUCAACGCUGGAACAACUCGGUGUACGUGUUUGACCGAGAAGUGAUGGAGGCCAUGUUGAAGGAUGAACAGCACAAAAUCCAAAAAGAUCUUGAAAAGUUUGCAGAAAAACUCAAGCAUCAUGGGAUUGGUGGGAAGGUGAAGAGUGUCAUGGCUUCCAAACCUGGUGAGGGGAUUAUCAAAGCUUGUGAGGAGGAACAUGGCGAGAUGGUCAUCAUUGGGUCACGUGGUCUGGGCACGCUCAGACGUACCUUCAUGGGCAGCGUCAGCGACUACGUGGUCCACCACUCCCAUGUUCCCGUGUUUGUCUGUCGAAACAAGGAACACCAUCACCACCACCACCACCAUCAGGGUGAACAACAGAAGUGUGCCUAGAUGUUCCAGGAAUGUCCUGGACUUGAUCUCUGCAUCGAGUGCACAUGUACCAAAGAAUCACCGUGACACCGUUUUUUUAUCUAUGGAUUUUUUGUUGUGAAAUUUCUGGACGAUAGAUCGGA
This is a messenger RNA of Haliotis rufescens (red abalone), 748 nucleotides long. RefSeq names its product universal stress protein Slr1101-like. Bases 99 to 626 code for a protein of 175 amino acids. The record is from RefSeq and is a predicted model, not a curated record. Lineage: Eukaryota; Metazoa; Mollusca; Gastropoda; Lepetellida; Haliotidae. The transcript has 4 exons.